This is a messenger RNA of Thunnus maccoyii (southern bluefin tuna), 1121 nucleotides long. RefSeq names its product GTP cyclohydrolase I feedback regulator (gene gchfr). The transcript is spliced from 3 exons. Gene Ontology annotation, cellular component: nucleus; cytoplasm. Gene Ontology annotation, biological process: negative regulation of biosynthetic process. Gene Ontology annotation, molecular function: GTP cyclohydrolase binding. NCBI's taxonomy places the organism in Eukaryota, Metazoa, Chordata, Actinopteri, Scombriformes, Scombridae. The record is from RefSeq and is a predicted model, not a curated record. Bases 339 to 599 code for a protein of 86 amino acids.
AAAAAACAAACAAACAUUGCAGGUUAAUUAAACUGUCUGAUAAAUCAUGUCUGUGAACUCUGCAAUAAAACCAUUUCCCUCUGGUACAUGAACACUGACCAACAUGUCAACAAACUACUGAUUAGUCUACAUCAGUUGAGCAAGACUCUGUAUUGAGCAGGCAGCACUGUUGACAGAUGCUGGGAGAGGAGUUGUGAUUGGUCCGUGGCGGUGGGUGUUUCCGCAUUCCGCAAAGAGCUGUCAGCAGAAGCGCAAGUUGGAGAGGGGACUGUCGCGUCUGAGAAGAAACCUCUUCAGUCAUACCCAGGGGAAUAACGGUCCACAGCCAGGGAGGAGGGAUGCCUUACAUGCUCAUCAGCACGCAGAUAAGACUGGAGAGUGGUCCAACAAAUGUGGGAGAUGAAUAUUCUGAUCCAGCACUCAUGAAUUACUUGGGAGCAAGGAAAACAACUAUGCUGGGAAACAAUUUUUCCGAGUACCAUGUGGACGACCCACCUCGGUUGGUGUUGGACAAGCUGGAGAAGAUUGGCUUCCGCGUAAUGACAAUGACGGGAGUGGGACAGACGCUGGUGUGGUGCCUUCACAAGGAGACAGACUGAUUGAUCAUGGAGCGAGUGUUGACUGUAUACAAAUACCUCUAUAAGCCUUUAAAAGGUGAAUGAAACAUGCUGAAGAACUUAAUCGACUUUUUUUUUUUUUUUUUUUUUAACAGGUUCUUUCCUGUAUAUUCAAUGUAUAGGCUGUUAAAAAUCAGCCUAUUGUCAAAUGAAAAUGUUUUUUAAAAAUUGAGAUUAUCCGAGACGUAAGGUUUCAGAUUAUAUUGUUUAGGUUAUAGGUCACCAAUUUCCAAACCACAUUUCAGAGCUUUUGUAAGACCCAUUGCCAAUAUUGUUUGUUUACUGUUUGUUUACUAGUGGUGAACAAGCGUACAAGUGAUGGCCUGUUUUACUGUUAAUAUGUAAUUUGGCAGUAGGACUUGAUUAAAGACAAAUAUAAAAGAUUUCAUCUCAUACAAAAAGCCUCACCCUGCUCCCUACAAACAACUAUGCUAGAUAUAUUUGUGUAAAGAUGUUUUUGUUAGUGUAUCAUAUGCUUAUGAUUAAAUGAUGUAAUGAUGUGAA